Molecule: messenger RNA, 864 nt
Organism: Angiostrongylus costaricensis
Lineage: Eukaryota; Metazoa; Nematoda; Chromadorea; Rhabditida; Metastrongylidae
Source: the annotation of a GenBank genome assembly
AUGGAGUUCAUUUCAGCCAUGCUUUUGCUUAUUAUCGAGCUCGUGUUUGGCAGUUGGCAAUUCAGCGCUAUCACUUGUACCUCGUAUCUCGUUUUUGACUCGAUGAACAAAUUCGUCGCUCCGAUGAUAGUGUUUUUGAUUAGCAGAACGUGCUACGUCACAGUUUGUUUGGAUAAACAAAGAGGUGAGAGGGCGGCAUCGCUGAAGCUCGCCGCCCUCCAAGUGCUGAUCGCGCUCGCCUGUGUUAUGUUACUUCUUUGGCCGGUCUUCGCAUAUUCCCAGGUGUUCACUUUUUAUUUGAAUCCAAACAAUAUCACAAAUGAAGUGACGGUGAUUCGAAAAUGCGGUUUUUUACCCCCACCCGAAAUACAGUUCUGGUUCAAUCUCGUUGCCUGCAUCACAUCGUAUGCCGUGCCACUCUUCGGCAUCGUCUAUUGGUAUGUGUCGGUGCCAUUUUUCCUCAAAAACAGGGCCAUCACCACGCUCGUCGCCUCUAGCUCCAUGGACACGGCACUGCGGAAGGUGAUCACGACCGUGCUACUGCUAACGGCUAUCUAUGUGUUGUGCUGGUCACCGUAUUGGGUUUCUAUGUUCGCUCAUAAUAUCUUCGCUAUGGAAAAGAAAAGCACGAUCGUUGUCUCCUACUUCAUCCAUUUGCUUCCUUACGUCAGUUGUGUUGCCUAUCCACUCAUCUUCACUUUGCUGAAUAGAGGAAUUCGGCUAGCCCACGCAAAGAUCGUCCUGAAUCAUCGUCGACGAUUUCGAAGCAUUACCGAAGAUGCGAGCGUUCAAAUUCGGAAUGCCGUCAGGUAUUCUUCGUUUUCCCUUUGGUUUCGUUCGCUUUAUCUUACAUUCGAAUGGUGA